Molecule: messenger RNA, 927 nt
Organism: Triticum turgidum subsp. durum (durum wheat)
Lineage: Eukaryota; Viridiplantae; Streptophyta; Magnoliopsida; Poales; Poaceae
Source: the annotation of a GenBank genome assembly
AUGGCCACUUUUGAGGUCACUCGUAGCUUUGGUGCAUCCGUGGACAACACCAAGAUUAAGUUCAGUAAGUUGUAUCUGCGGCAGAUCUGGGAAGGGCCAAACACGAAUCAGACAGGCCCUCUAGUAUCAGGAGAUCCUGCCUUACAGUUCGGCCUGUCUGGUGUUAACAGUUGGGGAAUAUAUGAUGAUCUCGGCUCAGAGGCGAAGCUGGUUGCGAAGGCACAAGGCUGGCACACAGCAAUCCACCCCAACUGGUACUCUUGGUUCUCCAUGACAUUCUUCGAGGGUGAAAGAUUUAAAGGGUCCACUCUUCAGGUAAUGGGAGCAUCAAGAUCGGCAAAUGAUGGUGAGUUUGCUAUUAUUGGUGGGACAGGUGACUUCGCAAUGGCACGUGGUAUCCUAACGAAACGACUAGUUGUGGACGUAGCUGGUAGUAAAAUAUUCGAGCUUACUGUGGAUGGAUUUUGCCACAUGAACAUUCCGGUCCCUGCACCUACGAAGAUGGGACCGUGGGGUGCAAAGGAUGCCCCCCUUCGUGAAAUGGAAGGAAAAUCCCAACGUCUAGAGAGUGUCACAAUAUACUUUAACAGCGUAGUAAGUGCGAUUCAGUUUUCCUACAUUGGUGAAGACGGGCGAAUCUGCAACUCUGGUCCUUGGGGUACUACUGGAUGUACUAAUUCACCCUGUACUAUUGAAACCAUUAAGUUUUGCCCAAAUGAGUUUGUGAAGCAGAUAACUGGGACAGUUGGUGACCCAGACUAUUUGUCUCACCUUAAGAUUGUCACAAACAUUAAAACGUAUGGUCCUUUUGGGCCACAGGACGGCAAGUCUCCGUUCAGCUUUACCGUGCCGGAAGGAAAGACCGUUGUUGGCUUCUUUGCGCAGUGUGACGAUUAUAUCCGUAAAAUUGGUGUUUACACCAUCUAA